Astyanax mexicanus (Mexican tetra) is the source of this 3750-nucleotide messenger RNA. Its product is annotated as gap junction alpha-3 protein-like. NCBI's taxonomy places the organism in Eukaryota, Metazoa, Chordata, Actinopteri, Characiformes, Acestrorhamphidae. The record is from RefSeq and is a predicted model, not a curated record. The transcript is spliced from 3 exons. The coding region runs from base 232 to 1590 and encodes 452 amino acids. Gene Ontology annotation, cellular component: connexin complex. Gene Ontology annotation, biological process: cell communication.
UGUGACAGUCGGGAUGGCUUGGAACGGGAGGCAGCUGCGCUUCGCUGAAGCCCAUCUCCAAGUUCAAAUCUCCCCAAUAAACUAGCUGGCCUUGACUCCACCACGCGGAGAAGACUGUGCUGGGGGGAAGUUUGGUUGGCUGAUUUCAAAGGACAUUGGUGUAUAUAUUUCAAGCCCUAGUCGAUGGAUUUAUUACUCACAAAACAGCAUUGUAGCUAGAAAACGUAAAGCAUGGGUGACUGGAGCUUUCUGGGGAGGCUGUUGGAAAAUGCACAGGAACACUCAACGGUCAUUGGGAAAGUCUGGUUGACAGUCCUCUUCAUCUUCAGGAUCCUGGUUUUGGGUGCUGCUGCAGAGGAAGUGUGGGGGGACGAGCAGUCAGACUUUACGUGUAACACGCAGCAGCCUGGUUGUGAGAAUGUAUGCUAUGAUGAGGCCUUCCCAAUCUCACACAUUCGCUUCUGGGUGCUACAGAUCAUCUUUGUGUCCACACCUACUCUCAUUUACCUGGGCCAUGUACUUCACAUUGUCCGGAUGGAGGAAAAACGCAAGGAGAAAGAGGAGGAACUGCGCAAGGCCAGUAGAUUUCAGGAAGAGAAAGAUCUCUACAGGAAUGGGGGCGCAGGAGGAGCAGGCGAUGGAGGCGGUGGCAGUGGCAAAAAAGAGAAGCCUCCAAUACGAGAUGAGCAUGGCAAAAUCCGGAUCAGAGGUGCUCUCCUGCGCACCUACAUUUUCAAUAUUAUUUUCAAAACUCUGUUUGAAGUGGGGUUCAUCUUGGGCCAGUAUUUCCUUUAUGGGUUCCAACUUAGGCCCCUUUACAAAUGUGCAAGGUGGCCCUGCCCAAACACAGUGGACUGCUUUAUCUCCAGGCCCACAGAAAAGACUAUUUUUAUUAUAUUUAUGCUUGUGGUGGCUUGUGUGUCUCUUGUGCUGAACCUUUUAGAAAUCUAUCAUCUGGGAUGGAAAAAAGUCAAGCAGGGUGUGACCAACAAGUUUGUGCCAGAGCAUGAAUCUCUACCCUACAACGCUAAUGAACCUGGAAGGGUUGAUGAUGUCACAAUCCUCCCUGUGGUCAGCUCAUCUCCACCUGUCUUUAACCAGCCUCCCAACUAUGCAGAUAUGGCCAUUUUGGGAAGCAAUGCAAUCCAGCCCUCAACAACCUUAGCUCUAGUACCCACAGCUGAGGCAGAGUGCAAGGCUGAUCCACUUAAUGAUGUUCCUCAAUCCUUCCUAUACAACAGCAAUUACAACAGCAACAACUACCAUCUGACAAUGGAGCAAAACUGGGCUAACAAGAUGGCUGAGUUACAGAAAAAUGAAACGAAGCCCCCAAAUUCAAGCCUUACUUCCUCAUCGUCCUGCUCCUCCUUAAGCAACCACUUGGAAAGCAGAGAUUCCGUUCGCCCUUCCUCUAUCUGCACUGCUGAUUUUCUCAGUGAUGGGAGAAGUGAACCAGACAUUGGGCCUGUUUUUACCACCACCACUGCAGAGAUGCAUCAACCGCCUGUUACAAUGACUGAUAUUUGUCAUUUGAGCAGAGCCAGCAAAAUAGGCAGCAUCAGGGCUAGACCUGACGACUUGGCAGUCUAGUCGAGCCUAUCAGUACAUUGAAGAUAAAAUUCAGGACUUUAAUGGGAGGGUGCUGCAACUGUCAAGUCCUGUCUAACAAAUCUAGUACCAGCACAUGACCCAAGCAUCACAAACGGUGCAAAACCCCUCGUGAACACGUUUACGAGCAUGAUGAAGGAAAAGCAAACUGACCCUGUUUAAAAUAAAAGAGGGAAAGCUUUUAGCUUGUUAAUUCUAUUUCAGUUUUUGGCAAAGUUUGGCAGAGGUAUGCACUUUCAUUUUUGUAACACAUGUUUGAGCUCCACCAUUCUGUGCCUUGGUGUGUCAGUGUCACUACACUUUUACUCGACGUCUGUCCAGCUGUUAUGGCCUAUAUCUGACCCUCUGUAAAUCCACAAAAGACCAAAAAAAAAAAAAAACUAAUGAGGAGCAUAUUCACUGUGAGAUGUCAUUAACAGACUCGGAUUAGCAAACAUGAAGUUGAGCUGAGCCUACAGAAUAUGCAAGCUAGGGUGCUGUAGCUCUGUCAUAUAACUGGGAAGUGUGUGCCUGACAUGCCAGAGUCAUGUUAUGAUUGUCCUUAAGAAUAUGCAGUAUUUGCUAUUAUUGCAGUUUCAUCAGGGGUAAAUAGAUAUAAAUAUCAUAACUAAACAAUAUGUGUACAUAUAUACAGUAUAUAAAUACAAUCAUAUGAAUAACUAUGAAUAUAACUGGUUGCAGUGUGAUUGCAGCAUAGAGGCCUUUCUUGUAAGCAGCAAUAAUACUCGAGAUUUAUCCUGUAAAUAGAGGCUCAUGUGUGAAUAUAGCUGUGGCAGAGAUAAUGCUAUAGUACUAUUGCUAGAUAGAGUGAGUAGUUAGAAAAGGUUUGAGGCAAGAUUUGAGGCAUUGAUAGUAUUUGUCUUUGUAUUUAGGCAAUUUGAAGAAUAUUGUGAUAAGAUUUUGAGAAUUUCCCUGUAACUAUAAAUUCCUGCCAGUUUUUAAACAAAAAUGGCUCAAUCCACAAAAUUAUCUUUCUCACUGACCUCCCUUUAGUUUACUUUUCCAGUUAUUUUGUUUUUACAUUGAGGAGGUGGUUUUACAUGGGAAGCAGUUUUAGCCUAAAAUGACACCAGUAAUAUAAGCUGUGACUUAAAUGUUAGAGAUCAGCUAUAAAAUAUUUACUAUUGAUAUCAGAUCUACAGAUUAAUAAUGCUAUUCUGAUCAGUUACAUUGCCAGGACAAUAUAUAUGCAUAUUGUAAUUUUGACUAGUUGUAUGUUACCAUAUCAGUUGCAGAUAUGUACAAUUACUUUCUCUCUAGUUAUUGUUGAAAAAUACAAUUCCAGUAAUUGUAAUAAAUUGUAAAUAAAUUAAUUUAAUUAUAAUCUACAGUUGUUUUAAAUAUCAAUAAUAUUAUAUUACUAGUAAAAAUACAAAUUACACAUACAUUAUGUUACAGAAAUCUAACAUUGCACAUAUCUGAAAUGCACAUUACAACUACUUUAAAACAAAUGAAAGAUAUCUUGAAUUAGCAUUUAUGCUAGUCUGUACAUUUGAUAAUAUUGUAAAUGGCAAGCAUUUCUAAGCAUAUAUCGUAAAUGAUGAAGAACUGCAUUAAAGAAAUAUGUAAUUUGAGUUAGGACUUAUAUCACAGUUGUCAUUUAAGACUAAAACAGCUUCCCCUAGUUUUAAGCUUAUUAUUUGACGAAUUUUGUUCGUGUUAAAAACCAACUCACUCGUGAGUGGUCUGUUGGCCUUAAGCUGCAUUGAUUUGAAACCCCCUGUUAAUGUGUGAAAAAGUCUAUAGAGACACUUUGCAAGGUAUUAAUGCUCUUUCCUCUUAUUUGUUAAGUGCAAUCUUUAGGUGUGGGGAUUAUGAGCUGAAAACAGGACUGUAAAUGUGAGUUUUUGCUGAGAUAUGAUUUUCAUUAUGCUGCUGUGCUACAAUUUAGGCUGUCCUCUUUGCUACUAAAUUACUAGUGGCUAGAGUCAUGCUAAAACGCUUAUGUAUGAUGUUCAAAUGACCCAAAGAUUAGAAGAAAUGAAGAGAUUACUAAUUUACCUGCUUAUCAGCAGACAUGUUUAAUUUCAAAAUAUAUAACUGAUAGAUUCCAUGCUAAGACGUCUUGUCCUUGUGGUAAAGUGCAAUUUUUAUUUAAAAUAAAUGUAUUUAAUAAACAUGGCAAAAACAUACAAAAAUAUU